Caenorhabditis angaria is the source of this 6192-nucleotide messenger RNA. The record is from the annotation of a GenBank genome assembly. NCBI's taxonomy places the organism in Eukaryota, Metazoa, Nematoda, Chromadorea, Rhabditida, Rhabditidae.
AUGAAGACGACUGCAAUUUUAUAUCUCAUAUUUUUGGUGUUUGCAAAAACUUCAACAAGUUUGGAGCUCAGUAAGUUUUUCGUUUUUCGUCAAAUAAUAAAUGCAAGUCAGAAAAAAUAAUAAAUGUGCUGCCUGUCCUGGCCAGCAAAAACUCAUGGUAAUUUUUCAAAAUAAGAUACCAUCUGGACUUUUUUGCGCGAAAAAAUGAAACAAAGUUUUUUGCGUCUUUUGAGAUAUCAUCUAACUGACUCAAAAAUGAGAUGACUUUUUUCUCUUUGAAAAAGGAAAUUAGAAAAAACCUCAAAAAACUUUUUUCACACCAAAUAACAAUCGCAUCUUAUUAAAUAUUGUAAUCAAAUCAAUCCAUCAUCGUGACACCAGAAAUAUUCGAGCGGUAUUUCUUUGAUAAAUAUAAAUUCAUAUAUAUUAAAGUCUCUGGCAGCAGCAACAGUUGCCGGAAAUUCUUUGGGUGUGUUUGUGUGUCACCCCCAAAAUAUUUAUGCGAGGUUAGGAUAUGAUUAGAAUAUUACAAUAAUAUAUGCAAGUUUUAGGCGGUAAAAUAUUCGAUUUUUUCUGGGAGUUACUGAUUUUUGUUUAUAGAUACUUUAGUUAAAUAUUUUUGGAAUUUCAAUUAAAAUAUAUUGUCAUUUUGUUGUGAAUCAAAUUUAGUGAUUGGGAUACUGUAGUUUUAUUUUCUAUUAUUAUUACACCACUAAAAGCAUUUUCGUUACUUUGGAUUUUAGAUAUAAUAUUUGGAUAGAUAAUUGAAAAUUGAAUAGAAAGUUUCAAAGAUCAUAUUUGAUCUACCCUUCAAACAUUUUGAAUCCAAAUUCCUGGCUCGCAGAUGUUAUUUAUACCCAGAGUGACAUAAAUUCCUUUAGAUUCACUUUUUCUUCUCAUUAUCCUAUUGCGCAAUUACGCAUUUAUGGUUAUAUUGCACCUGACUUUUGUGUGGUAUUAUUCGGAUGAAUAUAAUCUCUCUCAAGUGUCAUAAAUCGAUUUUCUCGCCUUGGCCCAAAAAAAAGUAAAUUCCUUUGGGACGAAAUGGACCUUUUCUAGUCUUCUUCCAAAAAAUGCAUACAUAAAAAGAUGCGAGAAAAAACGCGCGUAAUUGUCUGCACUCCAAAAAAAACUUGAUUGGUUUGACAUAUGAGUCAGUAAAAAAACUUAUUCAAUUUUGGAGCAUUUUUUGUGUGUGCUUAUGGGCCGAGUAGAAAAUAGUCAUAAUGUUUAUAUAAAAUGGGUCAUAAACACAUACAAUAAAUCAAUCAGUAGCUAAGAUGAUAAGAAAAGGGUGUAAGUUGCGCAAUUCUCGGCGAACUUGUGAAGGAUUUGGUGUGAAUAGAAUGGUGGGAGAGGGUGUGAAAUGUGAAUAGGGUUAGGAAAAAAACAAAAGAGAGCGAGGUCAGGCUUUUUUGGAGUUCAGAAGGGUCAUUUUCUUCAAGUAAAAAGGGAAUAGCCAUAACAUUUCUCAAUCAUUUAUUGGGUUUCCUUGAAAAUAUGCAAAUACAUAUCUCCUGUGAUAAUUUAUGACUUUCUAUUGUUAUUUUUCACAUCACACAUUUACACGUUCGCAUUAAUUUCCUCACCUAUAAGAAUAACAACAAUGAUUUACAAUCCACCGAAAAACUUUACGACUUGCGCGAGAUUAAUCUCACUGACUGACAUUUAGAAACAACUGUGUUUUGGCGAUAAUAAAAUUACAUAGUUUCUCGUGAGGGAAAUUUGAUUUUACAUGUGUUUUUUUGCUGGCAUAAUUGAAUAUACAUAUCAAGGAAUACAAACAGAAAAACAUAGAUAUCACAAGAGGGUCCACUCUUUUGUAAUUUGAGAAUCUACCGAUUAGUACAAAUACUCAUCCUUUUGAUGGUCCAUUACCGUGUACAUACAUAACAAAAUAGAAAAAUAAUGAUUUGCAGAAGAAUGUCGACAUCAAUUGGGAAUGUCAAACAACAAAAUUCGAAACGAACAAAUCUCAGCAUCAUCGCAUUUUGAUCAACAAAGUACUGGAGCACAACAUGCAAGGUUGGUGUCAAUUUACGAGAAAGUCAUUUAAAAUUCGUAUAAGUUAGGGGAGAGCAAAAACGUCGCUUGAAAAUUUAAUGAAUUUGUUGGGUUGGGUGGAUCGCGAUGGGUGAAUGAAUAGUUUUGAACGUUUAGUGGGAAAAAAUGGGGGAGAGGGCGCAUAAUUUUCGUUUCUUUAGAAAAAUGUGGUGAAGAAUUAAUUUUUUGUUAGUUAAAAAAGGGGCCUAUAAAACAUUGAGUUACAAAUUCAGAAAAAAACAAUUUUUCUGAAAACUGAAUUUCAAUUUUAAUUAUUGGUAAUGUUAGAAUAGUCUUCAAAAAUUCUGAAAGUUUCCAAAAGUUAUGAUGUUCAAUUCUCAAAGCUUGCUCAUUUGGACCCACCAAUUCCAAAUUUCAAUUAUUCUCCAAGAAUCUCAUCUCAUUUACAAAGUAUCGCAAUUUGCAUGUUCCCCUUCUAUUCUCCUCCUUCAUUCAUCCUAGUUCGUUUCUCAUCAAAAACGGAUUAAAAUGAAGGCUUCUCCACUCGAACUCAUCUAAUUUCCCCGCCAACAUAUUCCACCCAUCACCCUAAUUCACUUGUUUUGACGGCUGCGACGGGGUGUGCAACAAAUCCUUCUCUUUUUGAUGAUAUCGCACCAGCCGAAGAAAUAAUUAGGGGGCUAGGGUUAUUAGGAACAUACAAUUUGAAACAAAUACAAAAGGUCAUAGGUUCCGGUAAUUAUACAAUGUUUUUGUUUUUCAGAGCACAUCAGGAAACUGGAAGUGGAGCAUGGUGUCCAAAACAUCAAAUUCAUUCGAUGAGCAACGAAUGGUUACAAAUCUCAUUUUCUGCAGAUACAGUAAUCACUGGUGUUGAAACACAGGGAAGAUAUGGUGGAGGACAUGGAAUGGAAUACGCCACAGCUUUCAAACUUCAAUAUUGGAGACCUUCGAUAAACGCUUGGGCUUCAUAUAAAGACGAUAACGAGCUCGAGGUCAGUUUUUGAAAAGAAAAUGAAACCCCUUUUCCCAAUCUCUUCCUCCAAAAUCAUAUAAAAUUACCGCUAAUUACCCAUUUAAAAGGUCGCGGAUAAUUUACUACUUACUCCGUAUAACAAUUAAUAAAGGAUGAGCAUUAGGAAAUCGGAAGGUUCUUUUUAUUCUUUUGAAGGACAUGGAACAUUUUUUUGAAGAGUGAGAAGAGAGACAUGCAUUUUAUAUCAUUGAGAAAUUUUUUUUCAUUCUGGAAAGGGACUUUUUUGAAUAUGACAAAGAAUAAGAAUUAUGUACGUUUUUGCAUAAAAAGUUUGUUGUUCCUUAUGAAUCACCGAAACAGGCGGCAUUGUUAACUUUUACAACAACAAAAAAGCCGCCUUUUGAUUUUUGCUGCAUCUAAAUUUUUUUUUGUCGAUUUUAAACAAGAAUAUUCAAAUUAACACAUCUUGAUUCAAGGAUUAGUCGAGACAAUGUGUGUAAAAACAUAAUUUUGAAUGCGGUAGCCUCUAACAUGAGUGACAAUACAUCUGUCAGGCCACUUGUCGAGAUAGGCCACACUUUUUGUUUUAAAUAAAAGAUCAUAUCGAAAAUAGUGCCCAUAUGUCGACAGUUGCACUCUUACAUAAUACAAAUCUGUGUAUAGACGGUUUUGGUUUUUUAUUUUCUCAUGGAUAUUUUUCCUAUCCAAUCCAAAAGGGAGAAUAAAAAAACAAUGUUUUCAUUUUAUUAAUGCAAGGUCAAUCCUUAAAUGACUAGGCGGUGUGCCUUUUUUGAUCCGGUAGCUUAAUCUAAUCCUCUUACACCUACUUUUUACAUGCAUUCAUAAGAAAUACACGGUAUUUUGAAAAAGGGGAAGGGAUAAACACCAGGAAAAGUAAUUAUUUGGCACCCAUAUGUUAGAGAGUUUCCCAAGACAAUUGAAUUUUGCAGACAAUUCCGGCAAACAAUGACACAAAACAUGCGGUUCGUCGAGAUCUUGAUCGUGCAAUUAUUGCAAGGCGUGUUCGAAUUGUUCCGGUGUCCAAUUCAACCAGAACCGUUUGUAUGCGAGUUGAAUUAUAUGGAUGUGCAUUUGAAGACAGCUUGAAAAGCUACGAAAUUAUUGAUGGGGAUCAGCAAUCUGCAAUUUCAUAUCAUGAUUUCGCAUAUGAUGGAAGUUCUGAACAUCAACCAAAACUUGUUAAUGGAACUGGAAAACUUUAUGAUUCACAAAUCGGAAAAGAAAAUGUUUUUGUAAACCAUCAUAAAUGGGUCGGGUGGAGAAGAAAGCGAAACGAAAAUGUGAAACUAACAUUCAAUUUCACAGAAAAUCGAAAUAUAUCUGCAAUUCUCAUUCACACAGCGAACGAGUUUAGUAAAAAUGCAAAAAUGUUUUCCGACGCUACAAUUUUUUAUACAACCAAUAAUAUUGAAUUUUCACCAAUGAGUACAUUUUUCAUAAAUCCAUCGGAUUCUGAAAACGAAUCUCCACGAUGGAUCCGAAUUCCUGUUGAUAAUCGAAUUGGAAAAUCAAUUAGAAUUAUUUUGAAUUUUGCCAGUGGAUCAGAUUGGAUGUUUAUCUCGGAAGUUUCAUUUGAAUCAAAUCAUACAAAUAUAAAUUAUGUUGAUGAAGAAUUCACGAUCCCGAAUACAUUCUACUCUGUGGUAGAAUAUGAAGAUGGAACAAGCAUGUUUGGUAAGUAAUUGAACACUUAAAAACACCCCUCGGAAAUUAUUAUAUCUCUCCACCUUAUAUUUUCCAAACAAAAAACCAAAUCCUAUUUUUUUUUAAUUUCAGCAUUCAUCAUUUUCUUCUUUUCCUUCCUCAUUAUUGCUAUAAUCGUUAUGAUCAUCGUUUAUCGAAAACGUGACUACCGUAUCAAAGCAUCGUCACCAUCUCCAAAUGCCAAACGUGAAAUUCUAUUGACAAUUGAUGGUGACACUAUUAAACACCACGUAUCACCAUCAACAUAUCAAAUGGCAAGAGACAAUUUACAAAAUGCAAUGAUCGAAAAAAUGCCAAUGGGUCCAGUCAUCGGUGACUAUGCCGAGCCUGAUAUUAGCAAGUAUGUUUUUUUUUAAUUUUUCGCGCAUUGUAUUUUUGUAUCAUCCAAAUGUUUUUAUUUCAGUUGCUCUGACAUUACUGCCAAUACCCCAUUGUUAUAUGGACACGAUGGACCUUAUGACACACAUAAACCAAGGUAUUAUUUAUUUUUGGAAAAUAUCAAUAGUUUAUUCAUAAAUGUUAUUAUUACAGUAACCCAUUGUCAUCACUUGUAAAAUAUUCGGAUUAUGGAGAAGUUUAUUGUACAACUUUACCAGAAAUCGCAAGGGAUAAAUUAAUCUACAUAAGCAAGAUUGGGCAAGGCGAAUUUGGAGAAGUGGACAUGUGCCAAUUGGAAAAUAGACGAGUAGCCGUAAAACGACUACACGGAAUCAGUCAAGCUGAUGAAAUGUCAUUUCAUCGAGAAAUUCGUGUGUUAGGAAGUUUGAAGCAUCCAAAUGUUGUUGAAGUUGUUGGUGUGUGCACAAUUCAAAAACCAAUUUUGUGUAUUAUGGAAUAUAUGGAAAAUGGGGAUUUGAAAUCAUUUAUCAUGAAAACCCCUGCUAUCAAUACUUCAGGAUGUAUUAGUAUUUGCACCCAACUUGCUGCUGGUUUAGCUUAUUUGGAAUCGUGCAAUUUCGUUCAUCGAGAUAUUGCUGCUCGCAAUUGUUUGGUUGAUUCUGAAGGAAAUGUCAAGAUUGCUGAUUUUGGAAUGGCCAGAAGUCUUUAUUCUCAAGAAUAUUACAAAGUUGAGGGUAAAUUUGUUCUUCCAAUCAGAUGGAUGGCGUGGGAAGCAUUGUUGUUAGGAAAAUUCUCAACUGCUAGCGAUGUUUGGGCAUUUGGUGUAACAAUGUGGGAAAUCUUUUCACUUUGCACUGAAAAACCGUUCUCUGGAUUAUCAGACGAUGAAGUUGUUGAAAAUUUACAAAGCAUGAAUUCCAGCGGUAAUUUAAAAGUGAGUUUAAAAUAGUUGUAAUGCUCAAAACUGUGAAAUGAAUCUGUUUUUUUUGCAGCAAACCCUUUGCCGCCCAAGAUUAUGCCCUCAAAAGUUAUAUGCUGAACAAAUGUUACCUUGCUGGAAUUAUGAUGCAAAUCGUCGUCCAACUUUUGAACAUGUUCAUUUGAAUUUGCAAUCUAUGAUUCAUUUAUCACCACAUAUAACUUUCUAA